AUGGCUCGCGUCAUUGUCGUCGGCGGAGGCCUCUCGGGCCUCAGCGCCGCCCACACCCUCUACGAGCGCGGCUCCAACGUCCUCGUCCUCGACAAGAACCCCUUUUUCGGCGGCAACUCGACAAAGGCCACGUCGGGCAUCAACGGCGCCGGCACAAACGUCCAGGCCGAGCACAACGUUCCGGACUCGGCCAAGGUCUUUUUCGAAGACACCAAGAGGUCGGCGCGUGACCUCGCGCGCGACGACCUGAUCAAGGUCCUCACGGGCAACUCGGCCAGCGCCAUCCACUGGCUGCAGGACGCCUUUGAGCUGGACCUGUCCAAGGUGUCGCGCCUCGGCGGCCACUCGCAGCCCCGCACGCACCGCGGCGGCCAGCGCUUCCCCGGCAUGGAAAUCACCCAGGCCCUCAUGGAGAAGCUCGAGGACCUCUCCGAGUCGGACCCGGAGCGCAUCCAGAUCCUGCGCAAGGCGCGCGUCGAGAAGCUCAUCUACGAAAACGGCGAGGUGCAGGGCGUCGAGUACUCGUACCAGGGCCAGACGCACAAGGAGCUCGGCCCCGUCGUCCUCGCCACGGGCGGAUACGCCGCCGACUUUGACGACGUCAACUCGCUCCUCAAAAAGUACCGCCCCGACAUCAUCCACCUGCCCACCACCAACGGCGACCACUGCACCGGCGACGGCCACAAGAUGGUCGCCUCGCUCGGCGGCCGCCUCAUCGACCUGGAAAAGGUCCAGGUCCACCCGACGGGCCUCGUCGACCCCAAGGACCCCGACGCCAAGGUCAAGUUCCUCGCCGCCGAGGCGCUGCGCGGCGUCGGCGGCCUGCUCCUCGACAACGAGGGCAACCGCUUCGCCGACGAGCUCGGCCACCGCGACUACGUCACCGGCCGCAUGUGGGACAACGACAAGUUCCCCGUCCGCCUCAUCCUCAACGAGCAGUCGUCCAAGGAGAUCGAGUGGCACUGCAAGCACUACACCGGCCGCGGCCUCAUGAAGCGCUUCGACAACGGCCGCGACCUCGCAAAGGAGAUGAAGAUCCCCGUCGAGAAGCUCGAGGCCACCUUCAAGGACUACGAGGCCAUCGCCCGCGGCGACAAGAAGUGCCCCUGGGGAAAGAAGUUCUUCUCCAACGCCGACUUUAAGCUCGACCAGCCCUUUUACGUCGCCCUCAUGACCCCCGUCCUGCACUACACCAUGGGCGGCCUCGAGAUCGACCCCAAGUCCCAGGUCAUCGACACCCAGGGCAAGCCCAUCCCCGGCCUCUUUGCCUGCGGCGAGCUCGCCGGCGGCGUCCACGGCGCCAACCGCCUCGGCGGAUCCUCGCUCCUCGGAUGCGUCGUCUUUGGCCGCGUCGCCGGCGACACCGCCUCGAGCUACCUCCUCCACCGCCUCGUCACCGGCAAGGCCGUCGCCCGCGCCGGUCAGAUCGCCAACCACCUCGAGACCCGCGUCCGCGCAGACCCCAACAGCCACACCAUCACCCUCGAGUUUGGCUUCUCCGGCGCCGGCGCCGCCGGCCAGCAGCAGCAGCAGCAGCAGCAGCUCACCUCGGCCACCCCCUCGCCCGUCGCCCAGGGCCAGGUCUCGGCACAGCAGGCUCAGACCUCGAGCGCCGCCCCCCAGAAGCAGGAGAAGCCCGCCGAACAGAAGGAGUACACCAUGGACGAGGUCGCCAAACACAACACCAAGGACGACGUCUGGGUUGUCGUUGAGGGCAAGGUCUUGGAUGUCACCAGCUUCCUGCCCGACCACCCCGGCGGAGACAAAGCAAUUCUCUUGUAUGCUGGCCGUGACGCGACAGAGGAGUUCUUGAUGCUUCAUGAUCCGAAGGUGCUCCACAAAUACGCGUCACACACGAUCAUUGGUACGGUGAAGCAGUAG
Messenger RNA from Pseudozyma flocculosa PF-1, 1881 nucleotides. RefSeq lists its product as uncharacterized. Gene Ontology annotation, molecular function: heme binding; oxidoreductase activity; FMN binding. The record is from RefSeq and is a predicted model, not a curated record. The transcript is spliced from 3 exons. Bases 1 to 1881 code for a protein of 626 amino acids. NCBI's taxonomy places the organism in Eukaryota, Fungi, Basidiomycota, Ustilaginomycetes, Ustilaginales, Ustilaginaceae.